AUGUCAGCAUCAACUACUACCACAACUUCAACUUUUCAAUUUCAAGAUCAAUUAAAAAAAUUACCAAUACCUGAUUUAAAACAAACAUGUGAAAAUUAUUUAAAAGUAUUAAAACCUUUACAAACUGAAAUUGAAUAUUUAAAUACCGAAAAGGCUGUUUAUAAAUUUCUUAAUGGUGAUGAAAAUGAUCCUAAUAAAGAAAGUGUUGGUUGUUAUUUAGAUAAUAAAUUAAGAAAAUAUGCUGAAGAUAAACCAAGUUAUAUUGAACAAUUUUGGUACGAUGCUUAUUUAAAUUAUGAUUCUCCAGUUGUUUUGAAUUUAAAUCCAUUUUUUUUAUUAGAAGAUGAUCCAUUUACUUCAAAUGAAUCAAUAUCAAUAGAUCCUCAAAUUAAAAGAGCUACUUCAUUAACUUUAUCUUCAUUAAAAUUUAUUCAAGCUUUAAAAAAUAAAACUUUAUCAAUUGAUACUUUAAAAAAUGGUAAACCUUUAUGUAUGUAUCAAUUUACAAAAUUAUUUGGUUCUUCAAGAAUUCCAACUGAUGAUGGUUGUAUGAUGCAAAGUGAUUCAAAUUCAAAUCAUAUUGUUAUUAUAUCAAAAUCUCAAUUUUAUUGGUUUGAUGUAUUAGAUUUAAAUAAUAAUAUUUUAUUAAAUGAAUCAGAAUUAAAUAUAAAUUUUAAUUCAAUUGUUUUUGAUUCUUUAAAAACUUCAAAUAAUGAUAUUGCAAAAUCUUCUUUUGGAGUUUUAACUACUGAAAAUAGAAGAAUUUGGGCAAAUGCAAGAAAUGAAAUUAAUAAUAAUAAAAUUAAUAAAGAAGUUUUAUCAAUAAUUGAUUCUGCUUUAUUUAUUUUAUGUUUUGAUGAUAUUAUUAUUAAUGAUUUAUCUGAAUUAUCUAAAAAUAUGUUAUGUGGUUUAUCUAUUUUAGAUAAAGGUAUACAAAUUGGUACUUGUACUAGUAGAUGGUAUGAUAAAUUACAAAUUAUUAUUACAAAAAAUGGUAAAGCUGGGAUAAAUUUUGAACAUACAGGUGUUGAUGGUCAUACAGUUUUAAGAUUUGUUUCUGAUAUUUAUACUGAUUCUAUAUUAUCAUUUGCUCAAUCUAUAAAUCGUAAUGCUCCAUCAUUAUGGAAACCAAACACCACCACCAAGACCAACACCACCAAAACAGAAGAAGAAUAUAUAACAGUACCAAGAAAAUUAGAAUGGGAUUUAACACCUGAAUUAUCAUUAGCUUUAAGAUUUGGUGAAACAAGAUUAUCAGAUUUAAUAAAUCAAAAUGAAUUUCGUCAUUUAGAAUUUAAAUUUUAUGGAUCAGAUGAAAUUAAAAAAAUGAAAUUUAGUCCUGAUGCAUUUGUUCAAAUGGCUUUUCAAGCAACUUAUUAUGCAUUAUAUGGUAAAGUUGAAUGUACUUAUGAACCUGCAAUGACGAAACAUUUUUUCCAUGGUAGAACUGAAGCUAUUAGAACUGUUUCAAAUGAAUCAAAUUUAUUUGUACGUAAAUUUUUUGAUAUAAAUGUUUCAAAUAAAGAAAAAUUAGAAUAUUUAAAUCAAGCUUGUAAAGCUCAUUCUAAUCAAACAAGAUUAUGUUCAAAUGGUGAAGGUGUAGAUCGUCAUUUAUAUGCAAUUUUUUGUUUAUGGAAAAGACUUUUAGGAAAUGAUGAUAUACCACAAUUUAUAACAAAUUUACCUUCAAUUUUUGAAGAUUCAGGUUGGGAUAAAUUAAAUAAUACUAUUAUUUCUACUUCAAAUUGUGGUAAUCCAGCUUUAAGAUUAUUUGGUUUUGGACCAGUUACUGCUAAUGGAUUUGGUAUUGGUUAUAUUAUAAAAGAUGAUUCUAUUUCAUUUUGUGUUGGUUCGAAAUAUAGACAAACUCAAAGAUUUUUAGUUACUUUAAACUCUUAUUUACAAGAAAUUCAAAAAAUUUGGAAAAUUGUUGAAACUUCUAAAAAAUUAAAAAUUGAACAAUCUCCACCAAAAAUUAAUAGAAAUUUAACUACUUUAUUAGGUGGGUAUGGUUAUUUUGAUAUGGGUGAUGAAGAUAUUAAAAGUAGAGGUCAAUCACCUGAACCUCCAUUUUUAAGUAGUAGAGGUAAUUCUACUUAUACUUUACGUGAUAUUGGUAAAAAAUUAAGAUUAAGUGAAUACUAA
Molecule: messenger RNA, 2145 nt
Organism: Lodderomyces jiufengensis
Lineage: Eukaryota; Fungi; Ascomycota; Pichiomycetes; Serinales; Debaryomycetaceae
Gene: CTN1
Product: carnitine O-acetyltransferase
Exons: 1
Coding region: 1-2145 (714 amino acids)
Biological process (GO): carnitine metabolic process
Cellular component (GO): mitochondrion
Molecular function (GO): carnitine O-acetyltransferase activity
Source: RefSeq, a predicted model, not a curated record